Molecule: messenger RNA, 1962 nt
Organism: Suillus clintonianus
Lineage: Eukaryota; Fungi; Basidiomycota; Agaricomycetes; Boletales; Suillaceae
Exons: 7
Coding region: 127-1962 (611 amino acids)
Source: RefSeq, a predicted model, not a curated record
CCUAUCGUCUUUCCAUCAGAAUUGUUACAUACACCCACUGAUAGAUCAGGCUGUGCCAAGGGCUAUUAUAUACUACUCGGUCUUCAAGUAUAUGAUGUGCUCCCCCAUCCAUUCUCCACCUCCCGCAUGGCAACUGCUCCCAAACCGAGGGAAAGAACCUGGGAUCCAUCUAGUCUUCUUGCAUAUGAUGCGCUCCCGAAUCACCUGGAUGACUCUGACUCGGUCACAUCUGACCUAAAGUCUGCGACCAAUUUCUACGACCGCAGUCUGACAAGUCGUAGGUAUGCCCUCGCUGGUGUGGCAUGCUCAAGUAUUGUCAGCUGCUGUUGCAUCAUUGCAGGCGCCGUCAUUACGGCCGCUCCUGGAGGUGCGACUACUUUGGUAUUAGUAGGACGGGGCAGCACUGCACUGCAGAAAGAGAUGGUGGUCAUAUCACUAAACUUGAUCGUCACAUCAUGCACCGAAGCCAUAGGUUUUGUACACGACAUCUCAUUGCGCUCUGCGCUGGCUUCAGAGUCUCGGCUUCGUUUCAACUCUAAUCUACGCCUUCUGACUGCAGCUCGUGGAUGGAGCAACCCCAAUGGUGGCCUGCUCAAUGGUAUCAUGGCUGUCCUCCUCGUCGUGUCCUACAGCUCAGCUUCACUGGUCGCAUUAUCUUCCUACGACACUUUUUUAUACACACCUGCCAGCCGCAUCGACGUGUUUGAUGUUGAUAUCAUAGGGAUACCUCUUCUGAUUUUGGGACUCGCACUUCUUCUCCAGGUGGUGAUCGCAUUGUCAGGGAUGCGAGCUAUCAAGAUAUUAACGUGGAGUUCCUCACCUUUCGAUUUGACCGCUGCCCUGGUGCACCACGCGCAAUUGACCCCAGUUCCUUUCCGGUGCAUGCGUGGCGUGUCCGACUUGGAUGUGGAUGGAGGUCCAGCGAAGCCAUCAGAGAAACAGCCUUCUGUAUGGCAUGCGCACCCUAGCAUCCGGAAAGUUAUCAUUUCCCUUUGGUGUCUUGUCGUAGCAUGCGCUGGAUGGGGUGUCCUCAUUCUGCACAUCUACGAUACGUAUGAAGACUAUACCAGUCAGAUAACAUGGAAAUCGUGGACGUUCUUCCCCGACGAUCAGAAUUUCUUAUACGGCUUUGGGUACUCGAUGGCAGGGGGUGGCGGGGCAGGCGUUGCAUGGUGGAUUCUGACUUAUGUCAACCUGGCUGUUAUCCAGGGACCGUUGACACUUUGUCUGCACUGCUCUGAGCUCAUCGCAAACGUCAUUCGGGACGAAGGGCAUUGGAGAUGCGCUACUGGACGAAUAGGGAUUGCAUCGGUGAACCCACUGAAGUCGGUUUUCGCCAAUCCGCUCUGUCUUGCACUUUUUGUCGCGAAGCCUAUCCUGCACUGGAUAUUCGGGCUUUGUUUUGUGCUCUUCGCCGCCGUCGACCCUACAUAUGGAGUGAAUAUCGUGAUAUAUAUGUAUUCAAUGCAGAUCUUGAACUUAUGCAUAGUGCUGUUUGUAUUCGCUUGUUUCUUCACUCUCGUGGCAUUACGCCAACGGCGCGGGCCCCAGCCAGCUGCAUAUGGUCACCUUCAGACACUGGCCAACCUCGUGGAUGAGUGGUCGCCUGUGAUGUGGUGGGGCCACAAGGAAGAUGGAAUCCCGUAUUGUCAUGCUGGUAGGUACUUGGAAUGGUCACGAGGACGGAAUGAGUGGUCAGCCGCUACCGGCUGUGAAGAUGGACUGUGUUUAUGCUGGCACCAGCGUCGGGUCUCAUCCUUCCGUCUCGACUUAGGUUCGUGUCAGGCGGGCUGGCGAUGCAUUGACGGUGCUCAUAGUCAGCUAUGCCUUUACGAUGUUUGCCGCGUUCAAGUUGGAGAUGGAUCAGGAUGUUGUCAUAUGGACCCACUUCUUCGUGCGCCACCGAAUGCACAAUUGGGACACAUUGGUGAUAGAGGAUAUGAUUUACACGGCCAUGCAUGA